Archocentrus centrarchus (flier cichlid) is the source of this 1251-nucleotide messenger RNA. It is a transcript of the gene cdkn2c, whose product is annotated as cyclin-dependent kinase inhibitor 2C (p18, inhibits CDK4). Gene Ontology annotation, cellular component: cytoplasm; nucleus. The transcript is spliced from 3 exons. NCBI's taxonomy places the organism in Eukaryota, Metazoa, Chordata, Actinopteri, Cichliformes, Cichlidae. The record is from RefSeq and is a predicted model, not a curated record. Gene Ontology annotation, molecular function: protein kinase binding; cyclin-dependent protein serine/threonine kinase inhibitor activity. Bases 7 to 486 code for a protein of 159 amino acids. Gene Ontology annotation, biological process: regulation of G1/S transition of mitotic cell cycle; regulation of cyclin-dependent protein serine/threonine kinase activity; negative regulation of cell population proliferation.
UCUGAGAUGGCUUCUUCUACUGCACUCUGCAAUGCCUCUGCCUCUGGCAAGAUCCCAGACAUCUUAUAUCUCCUGCAAAAUGGUGCUCAAGUUAAUGGAUUAAAUGAGUUUAACAGGACUGCAAUACAGGUGGUGAUGCUGGGAAGCAUUAAAAGCAUUGAGAUUCUUCUAAACGCAGGGGCAAAUCCAAACGUGCGCGACCCCUCGUGCGGUCUCACCGUGACGCACGACGCAGCGCGUGAAGGAUUCCUGGACUCUGUGAGCAUUCUGAUCAAAGGCGGGGCAGAUGUGAACAUUGCGGACAAUAAAGGUAACCUCCCGCUGCACCUGGCCGCCGGAGAGGGCCACUUGGAGGUGGCCAAGCUGCUCAUCGGAUUCACUGAGAAACCCAAGAAGACCAACAAUGAGGGAGUCACCGCCGAGCAGCUCGCGCGCGACCACGGGAAAACGGUCGUAGCCGCGUUCAUCCAAAAUUAUCAGAAGUAAAGCUAGAGGAAGAGGAUGGCAAAGACAGCCUGGAGUUUGUUUCGCAACUUCCGCUUUUGUCCCUUUGCUGAUACUUCAAAAUUUUUUGCUCUUUUUAAAUAUUUUUGUUUUGUUUCCUGACCCCCACCACCCCCAAGUACCUAAAACACAAAAUACCUAAUUUCUAAAGGAAUAUUUCAGUGAAGUUUCAUGAAUUUCAUGAAAACAUUUUGAUAUAGAGAUUUUUGAACAUUUUUUGGUGAACUUGACCUUUGACCUUCUCCACCAAAAUGUACCAAAAUUUACCCCCCGACAACUCCAGAAUUUUUCAUUCAAAUCCAUCCUGCUAACAGACAGAGAGACAAACAAUACCAAAAACAUAACCUCUCCACCAGAAAAAUCAUAUUUUAAAGUUUUUCAAAAGCCAAUCAAAUGCAUUUCUGCUCUUUGUGAUUCAGUAAUUUAUAAUGCAGUCUGAUGACAUUGGGUGGUAUCUAUUGCAGUGUAGUAUCAGCAGAUAGACAAUUUGGGUUAGGGGAGGUAUGCACGCUACUGAAUGCCCUUCUAGUUCAAUUACUUUUAUGCAUUUUCCAAACUAAAAUAUCAUAUACUGUGAAUUGCUUUGAACUGAGCCAUAAGGGACACACUCUAAACUAACACUUUCACAUGAGCAUUAACUUUUUUAAGGAUUCCUGUGUUGUGGUCAUCAAAACAAACUGUCAGAAAAAAACAUUUUUGUGACUGCGCUAACAUUCAUCACAUCCUGCAAAUAUAUGCAAUACCAAA